AUGGCUCUCAUCAUCAAACACCCACACAACUACCUCUGUACACUUGAAAAAUCAAGCAAAAAUACAGAUUUUCAUUCCAUUAUCAACGCCCUCUCAUCAUCAAAGUACAGAACUUUGUUGACUUGCAAUGCUCCCAUUUACCAAGAUACUCUACGAGAUUUCUGGGCAAAUGCCAAACUUGAAAUACAAGAUAAAAAGGCUUGGGCAAUCUUAUCACAAGUAGGUGGAAUUUUGGUCCCAAUAACACCACAGACCAUAUUAGAAGUCUUUCAGAUGAACGACCAAGCAGGUAAAACCUCUUUCCCUAAGGAUGAGUAUCAAAUUGAUUUGAUCGAAAGAGGGUACGCAGGACAAUGGUCAAAAGCUACUAUGCAAAAGGGAGAAUUUCCACCUCCCAUGAAAUUCCUGUUUUAUACCCUUCUCACCUGUGUGUCUAAUAAAACAACUGCUUUUAAUGAAAUUCCUCUGAAAAUCCAAUACUUGGGGUAUGCUAUCAUGUCUAAAAUUGAUUUCAAUUACUCCCAAGAAAUUUUUAAUGAUUUGGCCAAAAAUGUGAAAAAUAUUAAAGAAAAGAAUCCACAGGCUUUCUUAUUGUUUCCAAGAUUUUUGAGUUAUUAUUUGCAACAGAAAAUCCCAAAAGAAAAUGCACAAGUACUUGUACAAGGUGCUCAUUUUCAAAUAAACAGUCUGUCUGCUGAAACUUUUACUCGCUUCAUAGCUAAAGAGACAAAAAGUUCAAAAACACAAACAGGGGAGUCUGAGCAAAUUUUGGAUGAGUCCACAUCUGCUCCUCAGACUUCAGUUGGUGAGCCUACUGCUCUUGGUGAACACAGCAGCACAACCACUACUGUGCAACCCCCACCAAGAACCUCCAAAAAGACCAAAAAGAAAUCCACCAAGCCCACCAAACCCAGUAAAAAGGGCCUUCUGGAAGAUGAGAUCCCAGAAUUGGAAAGAUCUCCACCCAAAGCCUCAACUCCUCAUGAUUCCUCACAAAAGGAACAUGUUGUAACCAUAGGGACACCUCAAUAUGAAGUAUUACCCUCACUUGAGAGUAUGCUUAACAGCCCUUCUCCCUGGGCAAAUUCUCUUUCAACACCACUAUCUUCAUCUCAACUUCCACCAUCCCUUGUACCUCUGUUUGAUGCCAUUGAGCUUCAGACUCAAAACAGCCCCUCUCAAUCACACAUUAAAGAGAGUAUAACUUCAACAAUGGCUGUGUUUGAACCACCUCAAUUGGUUAUCCCACAAACAGCUAAGGAGGCUACACCACAUGGAUUUUACGAAAUCCUUACCUACUCCAACGCAAAAGCCACUCAAAAGUCAGAGCCUGAAAAGAAGUCUUCUGCAACCACUGCUGAAACAUCUGUCAAAGAAAAGGAAAAGGGAAUUGAUGAAACCCUGAACAUUCAAGCAGAUGAAGAGGCUGCAAACAAAAAGACUGUCCAAAAUCAGAAUGCAACAAAAGAAAGGAUUUGGAAGAAGGAACAAAAGGCAAUGAAGUAUUGGGAAAUCAAAACAAAGGAUCUUGGCACUUCCAACAGGAAGAAAUCAUUCAAACAUAAUAAACCACCACUUACCACAUUUUCAAAACCACAAUUACAAAAACAAACACCUAAAAAGCAAACCACAGCUGGUCUCAAAACCACUGCUGGUUCAAAAAAGACACCCACUGUUACACCUAAACCAACACCACCACCACAAAACCAACCUGCCAAAAAGCAGAAAACAAAACCAUCCUCACCAAUACCAUCCAACACUGCAACAAAUGUUGACAAUUCAACAGUGAAUGAUUAUGAUAUACCUGCACCUACUCCAAUAUCAUCUUCACCAUUCAUUCAAACCAACCCUGAACCUUUUAAUCCUCCAUCAUCACCAACAUCCAAUCCACUUGUUCAACCACAAACACUUGAAGGUCAAGAUCCUUCAAGAACCAUCCCAUUGGCAGUAAAUUAUCCUCUGGAAUUGCAUGCAUUGAAAGCUGAAAUGAGGCAAUUCUAUACAGAGGAUGAUCCAUCUAAAAGAACUUUCCCAUCUCUUCGUGGCUUCAGAACUCCAAAGAACAUGGAUGAUUAUCUGAAACUCAAAGCCAAGUAA
Molecule: messenger RNA, 2097 nt
Organism: Helianthus annuus (common sunflower)
Lineage: Eukaryota; Viridiplantae; Streptophyta; Magnoliopsida; Asterales; Asteraceae
Product: proteoglycan 4-like
Exons: 4
Coding region: 1-2097 (698 amino acids)
Source: RefSeq, a predicted model, not a curated record